ACAUAUCCAAUCCUCAUCGUACUUGACCAAAUCUCCCAAAAACCCUAACCGCCCGAUCUCCAUGUUUGCUUCUUCGCAGUCUCCGCAAUGUAUGCAUGGUGCUGCUUUCUCCUUCUUCCCGUAGCCUUUGUUGGUGCCGCUCACACUUCAUAAUUUUGAGCUCAGUGUUCUCUUCAAAUAAGCAGCUAGCUGAAUUUGUGGUGGAAUGCGUUUCUUUUCUUUCCCAAUGCGUAUGCAGAGUUGCAGACUAGGCAAUUAACUAAUUGAAGGACAAGAAUUCUAAGUAAUGGCAGAAAGUAUAGCUCCACAGUCAUGUUUCAAGCCUUGUAUGUGGAGAAUUUGUGCCAACAAGAGAAGCUACGAAAUGCGAAAUGUAUAUUUGAAGACAUCUCAAAGGAAGUUUUCCCGUGGAAGCUGUAAAGUAGUUUGGCUCUCAACAUUUAAAGGAUACAAGCUUACUUCUCUAGGUGUGUCAUUGUCUUUAAGAAGUCCCUUUCUCAGGGAGACUUCUUUGAGGUGCUUUGGGGGUCUGGUGAACGGUGCUGCUUCCUCUGAUUGGUUACCCAUUGGUGAUCAGUUGCUUCUUAUAACCAGUAUAUUUCUUACAUAUAUGGCUGGAGUAAUUCCUGCUCAGAAGUCAAAAUUGACUCCUCAAAAGUUGUUCACUCAGGAUCACCUGGUCCCAGAAAGUUCAACUUCUUCUGGUAGUGCUGAGAAGAAUGAGGACCAAGGUAGUUCAUAUGCUUGGGAUUCUGUGAAAGCAAAACUUUUGGAUUCAAUAGCUUUCAUUGAACACAGGAAUAAUAUGGGAAAGACAAUGGUUGACAUUGAGCUGCAUAGUGAGAAGCUGAAGCAACCUUUAAGUUUAUGUGCUCUAUCCAAUGGUCCAAAGUUAAGACUACUUUGGGCUUAUUUUCAGCUACUUGAGGAAGAGGUGAAUCAUUUUCUAGGUGAUUCCAAAAACAUUAACAUGGAUGAUUGGUUGAUAGUUUUUCCCGAAAUUAUUAGAAAAUCCUGUCUGCCAGUAUGCACAAGCUGGCUGGAAAAGGAGCUUUGUCUAGAAAACAACAACCUGGACAAGGCACUGCCUUCUCUGAUGAUUGAGAAGUUAAAAGGAGAUGAUACUGUUUUACAAAACAUCAGAAAGUCAGGCAAAGAAGUCCUUUAUGCUGAAUUGUUGUAUUUUCUUAGAUUUGGCUCUCUCAGGAAUACAUGCUGUUAUGACCGGAGCUUGUUUAUUACGCAUGCGGGAUCCAUCUUGGAGGAUUUGGUAAUAACCUUAGCAGAUGGGAUUGCAAACAUAUAUUUGGAGUUUAUUUCUGUUGAUGGUACUUCAUCAAAUGAAAUGAAUGACAUAGUUUUGACUAUGUGUAAAUUGUCAACACGAGCUCUCCAAAAGUUACGAAAUGAGGUCGCCUUGAACAGGUGGUUGUACGAAAAUCUAGAGUCAGUUAUAUCAAUGUUUGAGGAUCGCUUUGACCUAUGUACACUUCAAUUGCAACUCAUCGAGGAACCAAGCUUAAGCCAACCUGAAAAUUAUAGUUGGUGGAAGAAGUUUACUCUGGGGACUUCUAAAACUAUUUCAUCUCCAUUUAAAUAUGCCGUGAUAGCUCAUUUGUUUAUGCCUGUGAAACGUACAAAGGAAUUGAGGGCAUUGACUGGGUGGAGAUACUACUUGAGCCUAUACCUUGAGUUAGCUGACAUUAGUUUGCCAUUGAUUAAGGCUGUUAUUGGCAAAAUCAGCGAUGCCAUUUCAUUCUUUUUAGUUUGUUUGAUUGGGAGAUCACUGGGCCUAAUUUACACUGGAAUUAGGCAGUCCUUGCGAUGGAAGUGAGAUGUGAAUAUUACUUUUUGUUGCAUGUUCCUUUUUCAUCGUUUUGGUAUGAUAUGGUAGUAGUCCAUCGGAAUAGUAUGAUUUGAUUUAAACUAUCAGCGCGUCAGCCUUCCAUUUUGCCAGGGCUGCUUUAGACCUUUAGUGUUCUCUUGGAUUCAUUGCUUUACAAAUGUGAAAAUACAAAUUUUUUGUAUGCAGCA
This is a messenger RNA of Tripterygium wilfordii, 2034 nucleotides long. RefSeq lists its product as uncharacterized. Lineage: Eukaryota; Viridiplantae; Streptophyta; Magnoliopsida; Celastrales; Celastraceae. The record is from RefSeq and is a predicted model, not a curated record. The coding region runs from base 287 to 1834 and encodes 515 amino acids. The transcript has 9 exons.